GAAAAGCCUUGCAGUUGAGCCCCAUUCCGACCGGGACCUGCGAGAGCGGAGGCGAGGCCGCCUCCCUUCUGCCGCUGCGGAAGCGACGCAAACAAGCGCGAUGGCGGCGGCGGGCGGCGUGCUCGUCAUCCAGAGCGACUGGCACGACACUUUAAGGGAUAAUGACAGUUCUGCAUGGAUAUUCCACAAACGUCUUGGAGAGAAGGGAGACUAUGGGAAGAUCGGGGGAUCUGCAUCUGACGGCAUUUUCCAGGUUCACUCCCGCACUGAACGGACAAUUGCUGUGUCACACCACCCGUCAGGAAUGUCCACCAUAUUCAUUGCACCAGUUGCAACAUUUAGCAACAUCCAUGCAAAAAGUGUGAUUGGACUGGAUGUAGCAAAUGGUGGUCUUGGUGUCUCUGUUUGCUCAGAAAACAAACUACAUGUCUGGGAAACAGAGAGUGGGGAAGUGAGAAGAUUGCUUGAAGGUCAUUUUUUUGAUGUGUAUACCUGUCGCCUCUUCCCCUCGGGCAUUGUGGUGCUGUCGGGGGGUGGGGACAUGCAACUCAGAAUAUGGGAUGCGGCCACUGGGCAGUGUCCUGUUGUUCUAAAGGGCCACACAGGAGCUGUUCUCGACACAGCUUUCAUUGAUCGUGGGAAGAAUGUCAUUUCUGUCAGCAAGGAUGGAACAGCAAGACUUUGGAACUGUGGCCAGAGUAAAUGCAUAGCAACACUCCUGACAGCAGAAUCAACAAUAACAUCUUGUGCAAUAACAGAUGUCACAGGUUUAAUUAAUCUUCCUGCACCUGCAGAAAUACCAGAUGAAUUAGAGCAUGGCACUGCAGGAAAGCUGCUGUUGCUUGGCUGUGAAGAAGGGAUGGUCCACUUGGUAGGUGUGGAGAGUCGGACUGUCCUGGGAUCAUUUACUCAAGGGGUCCCUGUGCUGUCUGUCUGCUGGGCAACACCUACUGUUGGGGUAGCUGGACUCAGCGAUGGGCGUCUGGUUAUUGUGGAUGCUGAGGCACUUGUAACACGUCCUCUGUCCCAUGACAGUGCCUCACCUGUCGAGACUGUAACAGCCUUAAAGGGAGGAGUGUUGGCAGGAAGGCGUGAUGGUCUGUGCCAGUUUUACAACCUGAAUGGCUUGAGCUCCUUCCAGUUAACUGGUUCAGAUUGUGACCCAAUAUACAAGAUAGUGCAGGAUACCAACUACAUCUACACAGCUUGUCGAGAUGGAUUAAUCCGAAAAUACAGAUGCAGUGACAUUAAUGUCUGAGUGGGGCUUGAUAUUUGUUCAUUAGAAGAUUCAAUCAGUUAGGUCUCAUUCUUUAUUUUUUGUUUCUCUCUCGCAGCUAGAAUCAGUGUGCAUGUGAUAAGAUACUAGAGUUUCCUCUCAUUUCUUUUUGUAAGAUAAUUCUUUGAGUUUUGAAUAAUAUGAGCUACUAGUAAAAAGUCUGAGUGAUAAGGUCUUUCCAGCUUUUUACCUUUUGGAGACAGGAGAUGCAGUAUUAACAAGAUACUUUUACCAUAUAUAGUUCAACUUCUGCUGAUAGAAUUCCGAAAAUACAAAACAGGGACAUAUAACACUAAGCCCAAUUAAUUAGAAAAUAAAAGUAAAUACAAGGUCUGAUAACUAGCAGAAAUACUGGUUGAUCUCAAGCAUUCUCGUUUUCAGUAUUUUCUUUAAUAUCAAGUACAAAUAAAAAUUUUUGCAUCAGCAUGUUUGAAAAUGAAAACAGUAACAUGCAUUGGUUUUCCAUUUAAAUUCACCUUUUCUUUAUUUUUUUUUUCUAAUUCCUUGAUAAUGUAAUGGGUAUUUGGUUUCUUUUUGAAGCACUGUACUAAGCAAAAGUUAUUGGUGUGAUACAAAGAGGUCUCUUAAGAGUUUAUAUGAGAGGAACUGGUUAUUGAAAGUUGAAAGAUUUCACUAUUGAUAAGGAAUACUGUAAACUGUUUGUUGUAAAAACAAAAAAAAACAAUAUGAUUGCUAGAUAAUGAUUUGAAUGCAAAGUUUCUUUUGUACACCUAUAAUUUAAAUGGAAGUUAAAUAUAAAUCUGAAAUAAAUAUUUUGAGGUGUAAACUCAUUAAAUAUGAAAUAACUUGUUGCAAAGGAACACCUGUAAUGAGUUUUUCCUAGUUUAGAUUUUGCACAGAAAGUGCUUUGCAGGACUGUCAUGUAUUUAGCAGAAAACAGUUUGAAGAUAUUACAUUAAUAUAUGCAAACACAAAUAUGCAGAAAUGGCAAUGAGGAAUAAAUAUUAUGAUGAAGUA
Messenger RNA from Penaeus monodon (black tiger shrimp), 2254 nucleotides. RefSeq names its product proteasomal ATPase-associated factor 1-like. Gene Ontology annotation, molecular function: protein binding. The transcript has 7 exons. NCBI's taxonomy places the organism in Eukaryota, Metazoa, Arthropoda, Malacostraca, Decapoda, Penaeidae. The record is from RefSeq and is a predicted model, not a curated record. Bases 101 to 1258 code for a protein of 385 amino acids.